CCUGUUUGUAAGCAGUCCUGUUUCACAUCUUCAAGCACAGCCUGGUUGUGUAGUCUGACGAAAAAAAAAAAAAACAGGAGUGAAUGGUGGAGUAUACACAACACAGACAGGUGACGUUGGUUUGCAAAGAAAUUAUGACCCAGUGAUGGAUCUUGUCUACCUGCCAAAAGAGUUUCAGAAGAAAACAGAACAGAACAGUGAAAGUGGAUGCACUAAAAAGACAGUGACCCAGAAAGUAGCAGGAGGGACAACGCAAGGGUGAGUAGCUGAGUAAAUGUAACUUUGCUGUCAAAUCUCAACUUGCUUGGUCCCUCCUGCACUGGAUCAUGAGACUUGCUUUUGUAUGUCUCUGCCUGUUCCUGAUAAAGCUGGCUUUUUGCCAGAACACACACAACUGUACAAUACGUUCGAGAUAUUCAAAGUGUGAUUAUCACAGACUUCUUUAUUUCACAAACAUGUCCGAAGUAAGUUAUUUCCUCGAGUGAAAUUCUUUCGUACACGUAAAUUCCGUGUUUGUUCUUGCGACGUUUUUAGUCUGCUCAUCGCAGUCUGUUUUUAAGUCACUUAAAAUGGUAAAUUACAACAGUAUACUUUUGUUUGUUUGUUUUCCAGAUCCCCGUAAAAGAUAAUUUCAGAAUCCUGCUUUACCAUCAUCAUUUUAUAAAACUGAAAGUAAGUGCAUUGGGGGUUUUAUGUGCAAACUGGCAUACCUAAUUUAGAAUAAUUUUGUAAAGCCAUGUCAGUUUUUCUAACCUUAUACAAUCUGCAGAAUCACGGAUACAAAACAAUUCAUCUGGAAGUAUUUAUGUUUUAUAUAACUGGUUUACGUAAAGUAUUUAACCUCGUCACUGCUAGUAAUGUGUUUACACAUUCUUUCUAUCGCUUGGUCACUUAAUAGGAGCCUGCAUGGUUCAUUAUGUACAGUUAUACUAAAUAGCAGCCAAGGAGAAGAGGAGUUAUGAAGCAUUAUGGGUUCACUUCAGGGUACAUGUACAAGUUGCAAUAUCAGUUGCAAUGUCUUAUGAAAUGCAGUUGCCUGGUUUAAGCAAGUGGACAGUAUUUAGUUUCUGUGAGCAUUAUUAUCACAUACAGUCGUCAUUUUUGCAUCUUAGUGGAAUGUUUAAUUCACAUUCCUAUAAAUACCAGCAUAUUCUUAACAAACACCCACUAACAUGGUAUGUCCAACUAAAAUGCUCAAUUUAUUAUUAUAGAAUAAAGCAAAGAACAUACAAAACAACAAUGCAAUGCAUAGCUAUUAAACAAAAAGUAAAUUUUUUUUUCCCACUGAAUUCACCCAAUCUUUUAUAAGUUGCAUUUUAUUUCAACUUAUAUUGUUGAAAAUUAUAAUAUUCCAUGUGUGUGAGUGUAACAAUUUUCAAAUUCUUAAAAGUAUGGAAUAUAUAUUGAUAUCUACAUGAUAUUUCUUUUUUUUGUUUGUUUUGUUUUUUUGUUUCUCAAAGCUUUUAUUGGGUGCAAUAGUCAAAUACAGUAGAACAGACUCGCAGCGAUAUUGGAAUAAUCAACACUUAGAGCAGUAGUAGGCUAUUAUACAAGUAUGUAGAGUAAAUGUGUAAAACUAACAGGGUAUGUCAGCUUUUUAUUAUUAUUUAUUAUCCAGUUUUGCUCAUGGUUAUCCACUGAAGUGUCAGUAGGUAUUCAGUGUGAAUUCAAAGUGAAUUUCAAAUUGAAGUCCUAAAUAGCUAAAUUGAAAAUAUAGGCAACUUGGCCUAAAUUUGAAACUAGUUUAAGAGACACUAUUUAGAGAAUAUUCCUGUCUGUGAACUAAAAAAUGUCUAAUUAUUUUUCCAAUAGAAAAAAAGGAGUAGGGUCGCACUCGGCCACAAUGUUUCAACCCAGGGUGCUACUGAGCAUGGGUCAGCAAACCCUAAGAAAUAUACAUGAACAAGAAAAUCUCAGGCACUCACUGCGAUUGCUUCCAGGCAGAUUUAUUGCAACGUUUCGACCUGUUAAGGUCUUUAUCAAGAAAAAGAGAUUUUUUUUUUCAUUUAAUUAUUUUUCCAAGUGAAUUAUUCAGAGUUUUCAAUCUUUGAUACUUUAGAAAUCCCUAUUAUUUCAAUGGACAAAAAAAAAAAAAAACUACCAAUGAUUUAUAUAUUAAUAAUUAUUAGGUAUCUCUGGACAGCAUUCUAUUUGUAGGAGUAUUGCAUUAUCCUGAUACCAUAUGCCAAUUAUGCAUUUCAUAUCAAAAUGUGCUCUUUUUAUAUAAAACACCAAACAAACACUUAUGGUAAGAGAUUAAAGUUUACUUUCUCUGUGUAUUUUAUGUAUUUAUAUUUAAUAUUGUUGGUUUCAUACACCUCCUUCAGUGGCAGAGAUUAUCUGGAAUUUCCAAUGCCCAGUUUCAAGAUUGUACAUUAAAAGGUUUAUUUACUAAAUUAAUUUACAGUUAAUUUCAAAUUUGAUGUUCUUGUAACGUAGCCUAACUAGACGUUUAAUGUCUUUUCCAGAAUCUUGGACCUUAACCCCUUAACGACGAGUGACGGACGAGGUCCAUCACUCAGGGGAAAGCGUUAAUGACGAGUGACGGACGAUCGUGGGGUUAACGCUGUUGCUGGGUGCCUCCGAGUCAGGGGCAGACCAGCAGCAACAAAUCCUGGUAUCCCAGCCCAUGUGAUCGCUGUGACAGCCAGUCACAGCGGUCACAAUGCUGCUGGGAUAUCUGAUCCGCCUCCCUCCACCCCGUGUGUGUGUUUGUGAAGUGGAGAGCGACGAAUCGUUGCAACAUUGUGUCCCAGAAGAAUAGUUAAGUUCUAUUAAAAGUUCCUAAUCCCUUUCCCCUUUAUUAAAAAAAAAAAAAAAUAACCCUUUCCCUGCUGCUUGAUCACUGCUAGCAGUGAUCAAUAUACAGGUCACAGUACUUUACUGUGAUCUAUUUUUUUUUUUUUUACUUUCAAGGGUUAAAUUUUAUGUUUUUUGUAACCCAAAGGGGUUAAAUUUUAUUAUUUGAUUUUAUUAAUUUGUGGUUUAUUUACUUGGGUGGGUGGAAUUUAGUGGAAAUUAGGGAAUAAAAAAAAAAAGAGUGACGCAGGGAGUGACGCAGGGGACGCAAGGGAUAGGGACUAUAUGCCAGAUACUGCAGGACCAUCAGGGGAAAUCGACAAUUCCCCUAAUGCUGAACAUGGCGCAGAUGACUGGGUACCCCCAAAUAAUUUUUCCCCAGACAUCCCAGUGUUUACAGCUAAUCCUGGCGUACAGGCUGACCUGUCUGGCUAUAGUGCGCUGGAUGUUAUGCAGCUGUUCUUCGGGGAUGAGAUUUUUGGGUAGAUAGUCACCCAGACUAAUCUCUAUGCGGAGCAGUAUCUGGCACGCAAUCUAGACUCUCUUAUCUCGAGGAAAGAGAGAUGGAACCCAACCAGUUUGCCAGAAUUGAAACAAUUCUGGGCACUGACCAUGUUAAUGGGGCUAAUUAAAAAGCCCACAAUUAGUAUGUAUUGGUCUAAACAUCCUAUUUGCAAUACCCCCAUUUUCGCAGAGACCAUGAUGAGGGAAAGAUAUGAAGACAUACUGCGAUUUAUGCACUUUAGUGACAAUAACAAGUGCCCCCCAAAAGGUGAUCCGCAGUAUGAUCUUCUUUAUAAAAUAUGCCCUUUAAAUGCCCACUUUAACAGUAAAUUUGCCACUAUAUAUAUAUACCCCCAAUAAAAACAUUUCCAUUGACGAGUCCCUCAUGAAGUUUAAGGGAAGACUGGGGUUUAGACAAUAUAUCCCAUCCAAAAGAUCCUGAUAUGGGAUCAAAUUUUAUAAACUGUGUGAAAGUGGCACUGGCUACGGAUACACCUUCCGUGUAUACGAAGGAAGGGAUAACCACCUUGAUCCCCCAGGUUGCCCACAUAUAGUAGGGACAAGUGGGAAAAUUGUCUGGGACUUAAUAAUUCCAUUCCUAAUAAAGGUUAUCAUUUAUACAUCGAUAACUUUGAUAAUAGCAUCCCACUGUUAAAAAUGUUGUACUGCUUCGAGACCGUGGCCUGUGGCACUAUUCGGAAGAGUCGCACAGGUUUCCCAAAGGCUCUAGCGAACAAAAAAAUGAAAAGGGGGGAAACAGCAGCUCUCUGCCAGAAUGAACUGCUGGCACUCAAGUACAGGGAUAAAAAGGAUGUUUUCAUCUUAACCACCAUCUAUGGUGAAAACAUCCGGAGUGUCGCAGUUCGUGGCAGAGAGGAAUGUAAACGAGUGCCAGUCUGCAUAUGGCAAUAUAAUCGGCAUAUGGGGGGCGUUGACCUGUCCGAUCAACUGAUGCAGCCGUAUUUGAUCAUGCAAAAGACCAGGGCAUGGUAUAAAAAAGUGGGCAUAUAUCUGAUGCAAAUGGCAAUCCACAAUGCCUUUGUCAUUUUUAAAAAGGCAAAUGCUGGGCUGAAAAGCACUUUUCUUUCAUUCCAGUUUGAGCUCAUUUCUGGGCUAAUUGAUUGCCACACAAGGAGACCAUCAGUGGAGCCUAGCAGAAGAAUGGAGGCAGGUCACUUCUGCUUUAAGAUUCCACCAACCCCUAAAAAACAAAACCCCCAGAAAAGGUGCAGGGUGUGUUACAAGAGGGGCAUAAGAGCUGAGACCAGCUAUUACUGCCCUGAUUGCCCCUCUCAGCCCGGCCUAUGUAUAGGCCACUGUUUUAAAAAUUUUCAAACCGAAUAAGUAGACCAGUUUUGGGGUGUGAUUUUUAGUCAUCUGUCUGAUACGUUACCGAAUCUUGGCUUUGUCUCCAGCUUAUCCUGUCUUCUCUGAUCCUUGACCUCGGCUUGUCCUAUCGUUGUUCUGUUUCUCUUUACUUCUUUGACCUCGGCUUGUACCUUGACAAUUCUCUGCUUUGCCCGGGACGCAGAUGACUGGGUACUACCCCCGGAUAAGUUUACCCCAAUUAUUCCCCCUUUUCACAGCAAAUAGUAUGCACUUGUUCAUAAUUUGAAUUGAUGAGCUGCUUAUACUUAAAAUAUAUGUGGCGUUUGAGAGGUAAUUUGCAGUCCUGAGCUGCUAAAAUGAGACUUUGGCCCAGCAUCCACUUUUGAAAAAUAUGGAAGUGGUGUGUCUCCAAUGUGCCCCUUCAACAUCCACAUAACCCUGAGAAAGGUACACAUGGGGGUAUCGUUGCACUAAGAUGACAUAGCUGAGCAACAUAUUAGGUGUUAUACUGCCGUAGCACACAUAAGGAUUGCAAAAUAUACAGUAACAUCUCCAAGUGUGUGUCAAAAAGGCAGAAAAAAUGCUAAUUGCAACUAGACUUGGUACAAACUAACAAAAAAAUGAUCCUACACUAAGGUUUAGAAUAUACCUUUUGAAAUACCCUGGGGUGUCUACUUUAAGAAAUGGUAGGACUUUGUGGGGUAGUUUGAAUUUAAAACCUGCUAAGAUGCUUGUUAAUUGCACAUAGGCCCAGCGUCAAAAUUCAAAGUUCGGUAAAAAUUGAUAUGGCUUGGUCUCCUAUAUGGCACUGUAGCUUCACAAAAUAGUGCCAAAGACAUACAAUGGGGGUGUCCUUUUACUCAGAAGACUUAGUUGAGCAUAAUGUGGGGGGUUUGAACUUAGUGGCACAUGUGAAAUAUACAAAAUGCCCAGUAAAAAUGCAAUCCAUAUGUAAAAAACGCACAAAAUUAUUUUUUACCACAUACUUUGGCAUCUAUUGGUGAAAAAAUGGGGGCAUGUUAAGGCACAAUAUGCACCUUAUGAGAUACCCUGGAGUGUCUACUUUUACAAGUGGUAGGCCUUUGUGGGGUUUUUUAACAGUCAAACUGUUAUAAUACCCCAAAUGGAAGCAUAGGCUCAUUAAAUCCGUCUCUCAAAAUUCUACUGUGAGUACUGAAAAGGACAGGUCUCCUAUAUGGCACUGUAGCUUCACGAAAUAGUGCCAAAGACAUACAAUGGGGGUGUCAUUUCACUCAGUAGAUGUAACUGAACACAAAAUAAAACUUUGUACAGGAAUAGCACACACCAACUUUACAAAAUACACACAAGAAGUUCUUUGUUAAAAGUUUGUUUUCCAAAAAAAAAAAAAAAACCCACAAUUUUACUCCAAUAUUUAGCAGAGGUUGGCAGUGAAAUGGCUACGUAGAAAGUGUCAAAACAACCCUAGGUAAAUAGCCUGUGAUGUCUACUUUAUAUAAAUAUAUACUUUUGUGUGGCAAUUUUGUUUUCUUUUAUGGCUAUUAAGCUUACAAGACAAACAUACCAAAUUCUAAAAUCGCUCCACAUUAAAAGUUUAUUUUACUCCUUGUGCUUUGUGACCUGUAACUACCAAAAAAAACUUAAAAUCCCAGACACAUUAUAUAUUCUGUAAAUCAGAACAACUAAAUGAAUUUAUUUUUAAUUACUUUUCUUAACCUGCACUAAUUAUGCACACAUUAUUAUUGCAAAAACUGUAAAAAAAAAACACACAAAUUUUCAUUUGUUUUUGCAUAUUUCUGUAUUUUUUUAUAAUAAAUAAGCAUUUAUAUAUAUAUGUGUUACAUCAAAUUAAAACCCUUUCUGUCCUUUAAAAAAACGGUAUAUAAUAUGUGUCGUUGCUAUAAAUUAGUAAAAUGUAAAUUGCAGUUGAAUGCAAACAGCAAAAAAUGCAAAAAAAUGCUGUUGUCAUUAAGUGAAAGACAAGCUUCUGAACCUCUGUCCUUAAGGGGUUAAAUAUGAAAUUUGCUUUGAAUGCUCGACAGUUCUACUUUAGAAACGUAUAUAUUUAUAUAUGAGUCAUUUUCACUAUCUAGGUAUACUUAUUAAAACAGACAAUGGUGUCCUGUUCUCUAAGCAUCAAAUAUUUCCUCUAACACCCAAACAGCCCAAAAAUAAAUCACUUUUGUUUGAAUUUACUCAUUCUAGUAAUGAUGACAGAUUUGUUUAUGUGGUGAAAUUUGUAGCAUUAAAGGAUUUAUGCAAUUUAAUAAAAAUGUCAUUCAAACCUAAGGGCAAAAAAUAUUAACUGAAAGCAUAGUUGACAAUGCGAUUUAAAAAAUAAAUAAAAAAUGUAUUGAGUAGAGCUAUUUUGGCCUUAAAUUUUUUAUUUACUUUCUGUCACAGUUAUUCAAUAAAGUGAGAACUGUCCAAGUGAAUUAAGAGUAAAUAUUCAUAUUUUUUUUUACAUUUAUGACAAUUCUCACUUUAGCAAAUGUGACAGGGUUAUUCAUUAACGUGACAAAUGUCAGAAAUUCCAAGUGAAUUUCAAAUUUAAGGCCAUAAUUUCAAUACUGGAAGAAAUCUCCAAUGCUGCUGUGAUUCCAGUUUAACUUUUGUUUACCUUAAAUUUGAUAGUCACUUUGAAUUCCCAACAAUUCUCAUUUUAGUGAGUAUACCUCUGAAUCUUUAUAAACUCUAAUGUUUAAGAUUUUACGCAUCUACCUGUGUAUAUCGUAGUGUAUUGAGGAGCAAUCUUACAAAUGACAGCCAUGGAUGACCCAUUGACCUUACCUUCUUCCUUUUUAACUUGUAUCAUGAAAAAGCCAUAAAACAUCAAAUAACUGUUCUAUAUCCAUAUUCUCAUGCUCUUUAUGAUUAUAUUUAUCUGACGUGAUUUUUUAAAUUGCAAUUAUUUGUUCAUUAUUCAAUCUGGUUUCAUUGUCUAUUCCAUUAACAUUUUCCUAAUCAAUGUGACUGAUGAUUUAUUUACCACUAAAUAAAAAAUGUGUUACUCUCUUUUCAUCCUCAUCAAACUCUUAGGUGCUUUUGACAAUACACUCAACAUACUCCUUCUUUAAAGCCUUUGCAACCUUGAGCUUUGAUACAUUGUCCUUUAUUGGUACUCGUCUGGCCAAUCCUAAUAUUCCAUUUUUGGAAUCACCACCUUCGUACCGUUUGUUUCAGUUGGAGUCCCCCAAGGCUCAGUUAUUGGCCUUAUUCUGUUUUUCUUUAUUUUACAUUUCUACACAAUCUGGUUAUUUCCGUUGGCUUUCAGUAGCACCUUUAUUCUGAUAAUACAUACAUAUCCUUUCAGGGAACAUAUCACUUACUGUCUUUCCUCUUCCUCUAACCAAAUGGCAAAGCAAUGCCUGAAACUCACUAUUUCCAUAACUCUGCUUUCUAUCUUCCCUCCAUUUCAAAACUACCUCUACAUUGUAGCUGUCUAUAUGCAUUAACCCAACCAUCAUAAACUCAUUACCUUGGUGCACGUCAUGACUAAUCGUAUGUUUGCUCUCCAUAUCCAGUCCAUCUUAAUAUCCUGUAAUUUCCAUCUUAUUGGUUAUAGUUGGCCUACUUUAAUAUGUGAAUAAGGUACUUCUUUAUGUGCUUAUUCCCUGCCCACAUUGCUCCAAUGCAAUUUGUAAUGCUGUUACCAGGCUUAUUCUCCUUACUUGCCUCUCCUCACAUCCAUCAUUACUCUUCCAAUGAUAACACCAGACUCUCUAAGAUCUAAGUGAAAUUAGUGACCACAACAAAGCUCUAAACAACUCUAACCCUCAAUAAAUUUCCUUAUUAUAUUUUCUAAUUCAUAAGCACGCCACUUCUUGAUCAAUCAGACAUUUAUCUCUGUUCACACCUGUAUUGCUAGACUUUAUCUACGGAACUACCAAGGGCAUCUCCACACCUAAGGAACAGCCUAUCUCUUCCUACAAGACUUUCUCUUACUCUCUAGCCCUUUAGGACGACCUUGAAAAGUCUUAAUCUCUAUACCGAAGCUUAUUGUAUUCCUGGGAAAUGUAUCUCUUUAUACCAGUCUUCCCCAACUCUCCUCACAUAGUUGGUGUUUUCACAUAGUCCAUUUCAUCUUCUAACUUUUCUAGUCUCUGGCUUUCCCACACGUUUCCUUUAUGUGUUUCAUGCAAUUUAACUAGAUACAGUCAUCAUUAAUGUGAUCUGAGACUUAUUAUUAUUAUUAUUAUGAUGAUAUUUAUAGAGCGCCGUCAAAUUCCGCAGCGCUUUACAAUGGGUGAUCGAACAGACAUGUAGUUGUAACCAGACAAGUUGGACACACAGGAACAGAGGGGUUGAGGGCCCUGCUCAAUGAGCUUACAUGCUAGAGGGAGUGGGGUAAAAUGACACAAAAAGGUAAGGAUAGUAUUAGACUAGUGACAGUAUCUCAUGAUGUUCUUGCUGUUAUGUUUUACACCCUACGCACUCCUAUAUUUUAAGCCUGUAUGAGCAGGGUUGUCCUUGCUUCUUUUUUUCCUUGCCACGUGUUGUAUAUCCCUAUUGGGAAAUUGGAAAAAUGCUCCUAAUUAUCUUGGCAUUAUAUAAGUGAUUAUAAUAAUCGUUGUUUUGACAACGGUUCUUCACAUUGGAAUAAAAGUUAUUUUACAUUUCAAAUCUCAAUUGUUGUUUUUUUUUCUCUGAUGCGAUCAAUCUUUUCACAUACUCUCCCUUAAAACGUGAAAUAUCAUUCAUAUUGUAUAAUCCAUGUUUAUCAUGAUUUCUUCCAGGUAAAACAGAAAAUAUGUCUCUUGAAGAGGAUACUUGCUUUUUAUGAACUGGUUUUUGAAAAAGUGUUUACUACAAAAGUCCCCGUACAGACCAUUUAUGCUGUUAAAGACCUUCUGCAAGUGCUUGGUGGCCGCUGUCUUAAAUGUGUAAGUCUGCUUUACCACUAAUUCUACCAUAUAAUACUCGUAUAAUCAUAGGCGUGCACGGCCUAUUGUAUAAGGGUGUGCACACUAAGGCACAAACACACACGCCGCGUGUGUGUAUAUAUAUAUAUAUAUACACAUACAUAUAUACACACACACACAUAUAUACUGCUGUGUGUGUGUGUGUGUGUGAGGGUGCUGUGUGUAGGUGCUGUGCUGUGUGUGUGUGUGUAGGCACUGUGUGUGUGUGUGCAGGCGCUGUGUGUGUGCAGGCACUGUGUGUGUGGGCGCUGUGUGUGUGGGUGCUGUGUGUGUGUGUAGGCGCUGUGUGUGUGUGUAGGCACUGUGUGUGUGUGUGUGUGCAGGUGCUGUGUGUGUGCAGGUGCUGUGUGUGUGUGAGGGUGCUGUGUGUGUGUAAGGGCUCUGUGUGUAAGGGCUCUGUGUGUGAGGGUGCUGUGUGUGUGUGAGGGUGCUGUGUGUGUGAGGGCGCUGUGUGUGUGAGGGCGGUGUGUGUAAGUGUGAGGGCGCUGUGUGUGUGUGGAAGGGCGCUGUGUGUGUGAGGGCGCUGUGUGUGUGUGAGGGCGCUGUGUGUGUGUGCUGUGUGUGAGAGCGCUGUGUGUGUGAGAGCGCUGUGUGUGUGAGGGUGCUGUGUGUGAGGACGCUGUGUGUGUAAGGGUGCUGUAUGUGUGUGUAAAGGUGCUGUAUGUGUGGCGAAAGUAACCUCGCCACUGGUUUUUGGAGGGGCCUGUUUUCCAGCCUCCUGCCCUGUGACUCUGGCCCCAUGUUGAAAUGCUUGAUUUUCCCCUGCAAAGACCCGAAAGCCGAGUCAUUCGGUACUUUCCCUAUGUGAGCAGUGUUACCCCAGAUAGCUAUGCCAUGGAGCCCAUACGUAUAACGAAAGACUAUGUGAAAGACUUUGGCUCCAUGGCAAUUGAACUGUAUGUAUGUGAUCUGAGCGCCAUUCAGUAAUAAUGUGCGCUCAGAUCUAAGCUAUCUGGGGAUAUGUUGAAUGUACCUGUUUUAUGCAAUAGCUGCACAGUUAUAUAUUUUUAUGUAUUUUAUUGUAUUUUGCUACCAUGUGGCUAAUGGAGUUUUGCCUCUGUCCUUGGAGAUAAUUGGAUUACUUCCCAAUUAUCUCCAGGAUAGAAGACUCUGUGGAACUGGUUUUGGGCAGAAAAGCCAAGCUUCAUUUGGUCACAAAGGACAUUGAUCUAACUUUUGACCCACUGGACCAAUUUGUUUGAUUUUGACGUAUGUUGGUAUUUGGAGUAUGCUGAUUCUGAAAAUGUAAGUGAAUGUUUAUGUGAAUGUGAUGCAUACUUUUAAAGUUAUGAAUAUUGUGUAAAACUGUGUAUUUUCCUGCCUGUGAUAAUUAUAUUAACCCAUAGUGCAAGGUAAUUGUAUCACAGGCAGAGGGGAGGAUUUUGUGUGGGAGUAUCUGAGUGUAUUGUACAUGUUUAUUGGUUGUUUUACAAAAUCCUGUGGGUGGUACUAAUGUGUGCGAAUGUGUAUAUAAGAACAAUAAACCCACAGUUCUGUCAGUUCUACUUCACCCUCAAUCUAGAGUCCUGUCUAUUAUUGGGGGAAUUGCUAUAUCACUACAAGGUAUUGCUAUGCUCUGCAUACUCCCUUAGCUAAUCACUACUAAGCUCUUUUAAGAGCUUGUUCCUGCUUCAUUCUCUUGGAGGAGAGGUUCACCCACUGGAACCUUGUCAUAAAUCCAGUGUGGGUAGGAGACGGCGAGACCCCAACCAAGCUGCGGCGGUUCGUGGGGUCUACGGUGGUUGUGGUGUCUGGCAGAGCGCUUGGAGCCCUCUGUAAGCGCUAGAGCAUCCUUCAACAGAGGUACCCAUACAUGGCUACUCACUAAGCACUGGAUUUUAUCUGAAUGGACAACGGUAAUUGUUAGUAAUAAAAGGGGGAUGUCCUUAAUACCCUAGCUGCCCAUCAAAAAAACAAAUUACCCUACCUACUCCCAUCACCCUAAUAAUAGUGAGGGGGGCAAUUAAACUAAUGCCUGUUGACAAAAAUUACACUUACCAUCAGCGCGCUCUGACAGCCAAGUCUCAAGAGAAGUGAGACUUCUCUCGAGACUUGGUUGCCAGAGGGUUCUGAUUGGUUGGCGUUUCCCACAAUUUGCAAUAGAUGAGUUAGUGUGAGAAAGCCUCUCCAUGUUUUAAUUUUUAGUUGAAAUAUAAUAUGUACAUUUAUCUGUGCCCAAAUAGGAAUCAUUGUUGACUUCCAAUUGGUUGCUAGUAAUAAUUUAGCAGCCACCAAAACGUAUUAUGCUAAAUAAUUUUUUAAUGGAAUUAAAAUGUAUCCACACCCAAGUGUAAAAUAAAAAAAAAAAAUCAGGUGUAAAGUUUAUAGAAAGUUCACAUAAUUUAGAGAUCUUGUGCAAGUUGUCAUCCAAAAAUGUUGUGCUGGUAGAGAAUACCACCACAAAUGCGCAAUAGCCCCUUUUUUGAGUCUUACAUUUCCAAAAGUUAUUUGAUAAAUCUGAAAAGAUUUUCCCCAAUCGACCAUCUGUUUAGCAUUUUAAAAUAUGCCUCCAUUAAAUUUAAAAUGUAUACUGUUUUAUAUAUUGUUCUUAGAUACUUUACCCAAUCUGUGUGAUCAAUCUUUAUUUUUAAAUCACUCUCCCAUUUCUCUAUUGCUUGUGGAACAAUAGUAGAGUUGAUUAGUCUCCAUGUUCCCACACAUUGUGAGAUAGCAUUUUUCAUAACUUUCUGGGUCAUAAGUGAUUCAAAUUUUUAGUAACCUCAGGCGAUCUCUCCUUAAUUAAAUGUUUUGGUAAAAAUUCCUUAAUUCUUAGGUAGGAGAAAAUCUCUUUACGUGAUGUGAAACUCUUGAGUUAGCUGUUCAAAGGUUUGGGCAAAUAGUCUGGAUUAAUUUUAGUUCCGUGCCAGAAUUUUAUUCAUAUGAAUUUCAGCCACCCAGCGGUGUUCAGUAUCACUGAAAUCAGCACUAAAUUUAGGCCUGUUCGGUGCCUGAUUUACAAAAAUCCAUACAAAAUCUAGACAAUGCUGAAUUUCAUCAAGAAUGCCUGGAUAUUGCAGUCCAUUCAAACUUUAGCGAAAAACCCUCUUAGUAUUUUCAAAUUGUUAAUCAUAUUACUAAUAUUGUUUUUUACAUUCAUUAAAUGCAAUGUGACUAUUGGCAAAAUGACUAUUCUCUCUGAAGUGCCAUUUUUAUUUGUCUUUCACUUAUUUAUUUUUAUUUUAUUUAUUAUUUUUAUUUUUUUACAAAUAAGCUGAUUUGUAAUGGAAAGUCGAGCAUGGAAAGUCAGACAUAAUCAGAUACAAGGAGCGAAACCUGACAAAAGCAAACUGGGGACAGUCCCAGAAUUUUAAAAACAUUAUGCAAGUUCAUUUCACUUAUGUGAGACAUAAAAUCCCUUAAUUCUGUCAAUUCAUCACAUUUAGUAAACAUUGCAUUGCCCACACAUUCCUGCUUGUGAUGUAACACAUCGAGUUGUUGGUGAUUAACUUUUUUUCAAUUACUGUCAAAAUAUUUGCCUGAUAUAAGGAAGUGCAUCCGCUGUUUGUUUAAACGUUUGCAGCACAUGCAGUAAUUGGAACAGCACACUUCAAGUCACAUUCCUAAAAUAUCUUUCUUGGCACAUACUAGUGAAAGACAGUGAGUUGUAUGAAAUGUACUUAGACAAAAAAAAAAAAAUCCAUAGUGCAAAUUUAUUCAUAUGUAUACAUUCUUGCAAAAAAAAAAAAUAGUAACAACUCAAUUAAAAUUGCCAAUAUUAAAUGAGUUCAUUUAAUACAGGCAAUUUUAAUUGAGUUGUUACUAUUUUUUUUAUUUUUUUUGCAAGAAUGUAUACAUAUGAAUAAAUUUGCACUAUGGAUUUAAUUAAGUUGUUUUGAGGGCUGGAGUUCCUGAGAGUGACUUGUAUGACUGUUCUCUCACUUUUUUGGUCAGUGAAGCAGCAGAAACCUUUUGUGAAACAUUUGGGCCACAGUUAUUGACUAAGAAGAUUUCCUUUAUCUGUAUACACGAUUUAUUUUAUAUUUGAUUGUAAGCACAUUUUAGGAGCAGGGAUCUAGUGGUAAAAGGAAAGAUUCCACCAUAUAUUGUCUUCCCUAAUAAGUAUUUAAGUCUCAGUAGGCAAUGCAGUUGUAAACACAAAAUGUCAAGACGUACAGAUACAAUAACACUGUUAGAUUUUAAUUGAAAAUAACAAAGAUAAGCCUUGAUUUAGUAAGCAUUCCAAAUGAUUCAAUAUUGUUAGAAAAAUUAAUUGAACUACUUAUCUACAAAAAGUCCCGUAGACUUUAAUGGUGUUUUCUGUAGAUAAAUAUUUUGGAAAGUUUUUCAAUCUUUUAGAUUCAUUUGGAAAGCGUAUUAAUUUGAGGUCCUUGGCCUCAAUUUAAUAUUGUUUAAUAAGCUUUCCAAAUGAUUUAUUAUUUUUGGAUAAACUUUUACAAUUAUUUUUUCAACAUAUUAAAACAUCAAAAAAAAUCAUAAAUUAAAAAUAUAUAAGUAUAGCAAAAAAUAUCAACAUACUACAAAAUUUAAUUUUUUUUUAUAAUAACAAAACAUUUUAAAAGUUUAUACAAAAAUAGUAAAUCAUUCUGAAGAGCUUAUCCAAAAAUAUUAAAUCAAGGCACAUGGCCUCAAUUAAAUAUUGUUGGAUAUAGUUUCCAAAUGAUUUAAUCUUUUUGGAAAAAGGUUUAAAAUGACAAAAUGUUAUAAAAACAUUUUAGUUUUGUAAUAAUUUGAUAUUUUUUGCUAUAUUGAUAUAUUUGUAAUGCACAAUAUAUUUUUUGAUGUUUUAAUACGUUAAAAGAAUCAUUUUAAAAGUUUAUCCAAAAAUAACAAAUCAUUUGGAAAGCUUAUCAAGCAAUAUUAAAUUGAGGCCAAGGGCCUCAAUUUAAAAUUGUUGGGUACAUUUUCCAAAGGAUUUAAUAUUUUUGGAUGGAUUUUUAAAAUGGUUUAUCAUUAAAAAUAUUUACAUUUUGUAAUAUUUUGAUAUUUUUUAUACAUAAUACUUUUUUAUAUUCUUUUUUGAUAUGUUGAAAAAAAUAAAUGUAAAAGUUUAUCCCCAAAAAAUGAAAUAAUUUGGAAAACUUUUCCAACAGUGUUAAUUUGAGUUCCUUGUUAGUUAUUUUUUUUAGUUUAGCUAUUUUGGUGGUGGUGGUUGGAAAUUUUUAAGUUGGUGGGGCACCAGACUCCGUCCCCUGAAUUUUACUCCUCCCUAAACAGUACAGAGAUACUCAUACAAUACAGGGACCUAAGCGUAACACAGAGAUGCACAUACAAUAAAAUAAGCUUGGCACAACAUAAAAAUAUCUAUAACAUACAGGGAACAAUACAGAGAUAACCUUAAGACAAACAGAGCUGAGAAAAAAAUAGAGCUAUAAUACACAGAGCUAGGCAUAAUACAAAGAUACAUAUACAACACACAGACCUGAGUAAACUACAGAAAAAACACAUUAAACAGAUUUAGCUGAGUAAAAAACAUAGAGAAAUAAUACUCAGAGCUGGGCACAAUAAGGCGAUACUCAUAACUAUCCUACACAGCAAGGAUCACUGUGCUGGAUUACACAGAGCUCUCUCUUCCUAGCCCCCUCUUGGCUUUCCCUCUUAUGAUAUCAUGUUCACUUGUAUUCCUGAUGAUAACUUUGGUUUUCUAUUAACUAUUACUGCUGUUGGGAAACAUGUAAGCUGCUCCCUUAGAUCUCAGCACACAAAGCAGCAGUAUACUGAUAGACUCCUUACUACCUUUACAGCUGGCAAUAUAAUUAAUCUGCAGUGGCAAUAUGGAGGCAAGAAUAGCUGACAUGAUUAACACAACCAAUAAACAUUACAGAUUAAAGAAGAUUGAAAUAAGAAUCAGAUCAGUCCUCAGAGUCAAAGCCCCAGUCCUGCAGUUUGAAGUUACACCACAGCAUGAGCAUCUCAUGUCUCAGAUGUAGUGACUAGGCACUUAAAGGUAGAGGUUGGGUAUUUGUAGUAGGAGUUAUUAAAGCUAUUAGUGACAGGCAGUGCAGUGCUGUGUGUCAGAAAUCCCCCCUCCUCUUGUCACCUCUUCCAGGGCAUUAUGUAUAUUAAUUGUAUAGAUGAGCAAAUUCCCCUUGCUUGAUCAUCCCUCAGGCAGUCACUAGGGCUAUUGGGGAAGCGAAAAAGAUAAUAUUAUAUACUUACAUUUGGUAGAGACCAGGAACUGUUGCUGUGCUCUCUCUGUGUUACUUCUAAGAUUGCUUCCUACUUCUCUAUCCUUUUGGCACUGUAUCCCAAUCCCUUAAAGCUAUCAGCCAAUGAUGGCCACUGAAUAGAGAGACCAAUAGAAUGCCUCCACUCAACUCUGCUGGCCGCAUUUGCAACUUAAUGGGAAUUCAUUCUCAAAGGACACUAGACAUGUGCUAAACCAGCAGAAAAAGGGCAUAUGUCAAACCUGCCCCAAUUUACGGACAUGAAUAGGUGCUCUAGAGUAAGCUUUUCCAAACAGCUACCAAUGAGAGGGGAGGAACUGAGCCCUAUGACAGAAUUAAAGAAACACUAUUUUUGUCCCAAAUAUAUUUUUUGCUUUUACCGCUGUCCACUCCAGAAAAAAAGAAUCUUAGUGUUUCAAAGCUACUGCAAAUAAUUGUUCCCCACAAAAACGGGUAGGGUGCUGUCUCAAGUGCCCCUAUGGACAAGCCUUGCGAGGACCUCGCGAUUACAUGGACGGCAUUGCCGUCCAAGGCAUUGCCAGCAGGGGUAGUGCCUGUAAUGACAGGUACUCCCCCUGCUGCCUGAAAAAAAAAAAACAGUUUAAAACAGUGUAAAAUUACAUAUAUAUACUUAGAUCAUAUACAUAUUAGUAUAUAUAUGAUCUAAGUAUAUAUAUAUACACACAUAUACACAAACACAUAAAUACACAUACAUAGUCUUAGUGUAUUUUAAUAUUAAUAUAUAUAAUUAUAUAUUUAUAGAUUAAUAUCAAAGUACACGUACAAUGAUAUUGAAUAAAUAAAUAUAUAUAUAAUUAUCAUUAUAUAGAUAUUUAUAUAUAAUAUAAAAUAAAUAGAUAUAUGUAAAUACGUUAAAAAAUAAAAUAAAAAAAUAAUUAAAAUAAAUAUAUAUAUAUAUAUAUAUAUGUGUAACUUUGUUCUGACUGUAUUUUAAAAUGAAUAUAUUUAUAUUGAUAUCAAAAUACACGUAGAAUUUAAUAGUAUAUGUAUCUAUAUACAUAAGUAUAAGUUUUCCUGUUAUUUUUUGACCCUAAAGAAAGUCCCGAACGGGAACUGAAACGUUGGUCACUAUUUUUAAACUUCAUUAAAUAAAAUUUCAUUUUUUAAAGACCAGUGAGCAGCCAUUUCUUUUUGGAUACUGUGUCAUAUGGAGCUCUGGUUGAUGCGCCCGGCAGUGAAGCGGUUAAAGCGUGAGUGCAGGGGAUUUUUGCAUUUUUAUCUACAUAAGUAUAUACGUAUAUAUCACUAAAUAAAAAUAAUUAAAAAAAAUUAUAUACAUAUAUAUUUAUAUACAUAUAUAUAUAUAUAUACACACAUGUAUAUAUAUAAUAAUUCUACGUAUAUAUUUAUGUAAUAAUUUUACAUAAUUAGGUCAUUUUAUUAAUUACAACUUGCGGGACCUGCCUGACAAGGAAUUUAAUUUGCUAGCACGAUGAUAUCGUCUGUGAAAGUGAAAUCUUUUGCAUUUUUUCAUACACAAAUGGCACUUAUACAGACGAUAUAAUUGUUGUGAUACGUUUUACUGUUUUGAAACACUAAUAUUUGCGUUCAGCGAAGUCUCCUGAGUAUAAUAGUACCCCUCAUGUACAGGUUUUAUGGUGUUUUCAAAAGUUACAGAGUCAAAUAUAAGGCUUGCGUUUCAGUUUUUUCACAUUGGAAUUCGCCAGAUUGGUUACGUUGCCUUUUAGACCGUAUGGUAGCCCAGGAAUGAGAAUUACCCCGAUGAUGGCAUACCAUUUGCAAAAGUAGACAACCCAAGGUAUUGCAAAUGGGGUAUGUCUAGUCUUUUUUAGUAGCCACUUAGUCACAAACACUGGCCAAAAUUGGCGUUCAAAUUAGUUUUUUGCAUUUUUCACACACAAACAAAUAUUAACACUAACUUAGGCCAGUGUUUGUGACCAAGUGGCUACUAAACAAGACUGGACAUACCCCAUUUGCAAUGCCUUGGGUUGUCUACUUUUGCAAAUGGUAUGCCAUCAUGGGGGUAAUUCUCAUUCCUGGGCUACCAUAUGGUCUAAAAGGAAUGUAACCAAUUUGGCGAAUUUCAAUGUGAAAAAACUGAAAAAUGUAACAUGCUAUAUUUGACCUUGUAACUUCCCAAAACACCAUAAAACCUGUACAUAGGGGCUACUGUUUUACAUGUGAGACAUCGCUGAAUACAAAUAUGUGUAUUUUAUUGCAGUACAGUAAGCGCAAACAGUAUUAUGACAUUCACGUAGAACUAAACAUUUUUUAAAAAAUCUUAUUUUCUCCCAUUUUUUUAUAUUUUAUUUAUUAAAUUAUGUUUUAUACCUAAAUAUUUGAUGUUAAAUGAAAGCCCUGUUUCCCCUGAAUAAAAUUAUAUAUAAUAAGUGUGGGUGCACGUAAUAUGAAAGAGUUGAUUUAAGUCUGAACAGACAUAUAGCGCAAUUUCAAGUUUUUGUUUUGAUCACAACGUGUACAUUUGGCUCAGUCCUUAAGGGGUUAAUAAGUGUGUAGGGGUUUAUAAAAAUAUCCCUUCCAGUCUCUUUAGAAAUGUUGCCUUUUGUUGUUAGUGUAGAAGAUGAGCUUGCACUUUAAUCGCCAUUGGAGUGAUGCUGUAAACCCGUUAUUUAUAUGUACUGGGGGGGGAUUUUGGAUAUAUUGGAACGUUUGCAUUUGCUGCUCUUAGGAAACAUAAGAUAUAUUAUCUUUUAUUUGAAUUCAUAAAUCAAAAAUCUCUAAAAUACAACGUGGAUCUAAAAUGAAACUGUAUGGAGAAUAUUUUAUUUGAAUGCACUAUUAAUCUCUUUUUCCGUUUUAUUUGCAGCAUGGUUGUCAGAAUGUAUUUCAAAACAGGGUACAAGUUAAUGGAAAGGUAAGUUUUAUUGCUUUGUUUUUUUGUUUUUUUUUACUGCUCCAUCUAUGUGAGAAUUAUUACUGUUUUGCUAAGAAAUUGUAUAUUAAUUGAUAUUUCUAAAGACCAAUUCUCAAGUAAAAUUCACAAAGUGGAGCACUUACGACACCUUUAGAACUUUUUCCCACAAUGGAACUUUAUAGAUAAUCAUCUAUUUAAAAAAAAAGAAAAAAAAAAGACUUGUAUAGAUGUUGAUUUUAAACAAUGUACUAAUUUGAAAUGGUUUUUCUCUAAACUCUAAAAGUUCAUGGCCCAAAUAAAGCCAAAAUAAUUCAUUAAUGUGCAUUCAGAUGCCAAAACUUAGACAUUGAUCAUAUUACAUAUUAAGUGGACACUAUAAGCACUAAAACAACAAUUGUACAAAUGUAGAAUUUAGUGAGUUACAAAUUCAUUUUCUCUCUCGACAGCUACAGAUUACCAAGCGUUAUACCCAUAGUUGUAGUAGGUUUACAAAUCUUGUGAUGCUCAGGCAGCCCUAA
Pelobates cultripes (western spadefoot toad) is the source of this 19033-nucleotide messenger RNA. The record is from the annotation of a GenBank genome assembly. Lineage: Eukaryota; Metazoa; Chordata; Amphibia; Anura; Pelobatidae.